AUGCUCCGCAGAACCUGGACUCGCUUGUACUCAAUGAACUCGCACGUGGCGUCCCAAUUCAAAAACCAGAACCUCCUCAAGACCGAGGCUUUCGUCAACGGGAAAUGGGUGUCGUCGGGUAAGACGUUUGCCGUCACCGAUCCGGCGAAGGAUACCGACAACGAGCUCGCCCAGGUGACGGACAUGCCGACCGAUGCGUUUGAACUGGCGGUGGAAGACGCCUAUACCGCGUUCGCCUCGUUCAAGAAGGUUUCCGGCCGCGACCGGGGGGCCAUGCUCCAGAAGUUGUACCAGCUCAUGAUCGAUAACGCCGACGAUUUGGCUAAGUUGAUCGUGUUGGAAAACGGGAAACCGUAUGCCGAUGCCCUUGGCGAAGUCAAGUAUUCGGCGCUGUUCUUCCAGUGGUUUGCCGAAGAGGCUCCUCGAGUGUACGGCACCGUUAUCCCCUCGGCCGACUCGCAAAAGCGGAUUUUGGCGUUGAAACAACCCGUCGGCGUGUGUGGGAUCAUGACCCCGUGGAACUUCCCCCUGGCGAUGAUUCUGAGAAAAAUGGGCGCAGCUAUGGCUACUGGUUGUACCGUGGUGAUUAGACCCGCCUCGGAAACUCCCCUUUCCGCCCUCGCUCUCGCCUAUCUUGCAGAACAGGCUGGUUUCCCUGCGGGUACCGUCAACGUGCUCCCGUCGCUGAGCGCUCUGGCCUCGGGUAAGGUGCUUACCCAACACCCUAAGGUGAAGAAAGUGUCGUUCACUGGCUCCACCAGAGUCGGGAAGAUCCUUAUGGAACAACUGUCGCUGACUUUGAAGAAGUUGCUGAUGGAAUUGGGUGGCAACGCUCCGUUUAUCGUGUUUGAGGACGCUGAUCUCGACGCCGCCGCCCAGGGGGCAAUGGUGUCCAAGUUCAGAUCGCUGGGCCAGACCUGUGUGUGUGCCAACCGUCUCUACAUCCACGAAAAAGUCUACGACGAGUUCGCCAAGAAGUUUGUUGCUCUCGUCAACAAGACGAAGAUGGGGUACGGUCUCGAUGAAGGCAUCACCCACGGUCCUUUGAUCAACCAGAAACUGAUGGAUAAAGUGAGAGAACACAUCGACGACGCCGUGAAAAAGGGCGCCAAGGUGCUUGCUGGCGGUAACAAGCUCCCUAACUUGGGCGAGAACUUCCACGAGUUGACGGUGUUGGGUGACGUCACCAAGGACAUGGUGAUCACCCAGGACGAGACCUUCGGGCCCGUGUGCCCCUUGAUCAAGUUCUCCACCGACGAGGAGGUGAUUGCUGCUGCUAACGAUACCGACGUCGGCCUCGCCGGCUACUUCUUCUCGAAGGACGUGCUGAGACUCUUCACCGUGGGCGAAGAACUCAACGUGGGGAUGAUCGGGGUAAACGCCGGCGGUAUUUCCGAGGCGGCGUUGCCCUUUGGCGGUGUUGGCGAAGCCGGGUUUGGCCGUGAAGGGUCGAAGUACGGCAUCGACGACUACACCGUGGUUAAGGCGAUGGUGGUGGGGUUGUGA
Messenger RNA from Diutina rugosa, 1506 nucleotides. It is a transcript of the gene UGA2, whose product is annotated as Uga2p. The record is from RefSeq and is a predicted model, not a curated record. NCBI's taxonomy places the organism in Eukaryota, Fungi, Ascomycota, Pichiomycetes, Serinales, Debaryomycetaceae. Gene Ontology annotation, molecular function: succinate-semialdehyde dehydrogenase (NAD+) activity. The transcript has a single exon. Gene Ontology annotation, biological process: GABA catabolic process. Bases 1 to 1506 code for a protein of 501 amino acids.